UUCUUUUUUUUUUGAAGUACAUAAUGAUCAUAACAACAAACUGCUAACGUGUUAAGCGUAGAGUUUCGAAAGCGUUGCUGAAUGUUGUGAUUUGAAUCGGAAAAGUUGCUUUAAAAACGAAAGUGAAAAAUGAACUAAAGAAAAAAAAGGAGAAGAACAUGUUAAGAGUGUGUGUAGUUGGAAGUGGUGGUGUGGGAAAAAGUUGUGUGACGAUAAGAUUUUUAAAAAAUGAAUUCAACGAGUAUUAUGAUCCCACCAUGGAGGAAACUUACAAGACGGUGAUGACGUAUCGUGGUCGGCAACAUCACGUUGAAAUUGUGGACACGGCGGGACAAGAAGAAUUCACGACAUUUCUAGACUCGUCACUUUCGACCGGUGACGCAUUUAUGAUUUUGUAUGCAAUAAACUCUCUAUCGAGCUGGAACGAUCUCCAAGCUCUACGAAGCAAGAUAUUUCCGCCGGCGAACGAAGCAAGAAACUCGACUCAACGAAUCCCUUGCAUUAUUGUAGGGAAUAAAAAGGACUUAGAAAAUGAUCGAGACACACCUCAAGAAACAGCAGAAGAAUACGCUGCCUCGAUUAGAGUUCCUUACAUCGAAACCUCUGCGAAGACUGGUUUCAACAUUCACGAAGCUUUUGAGUUAAUAAUGAGUGAAAUAGAUCGCGUGCGCCCGGACUUAUUACAAAAACCGAGUAAAUCUGCUCGCUCCGUCAGUAGUGAGCAUCGUAAGAAAGACUGCAGAAUCGCCUGAUAAACAUAAUGUGAAAGCACCCUUCAUGCAAGAUUGAAGUUAGGCUAUUUGACGGUAUUUUGUCGUCCGAUUCACAUGGAUUCUCGCCUGUUCUAGUUGGGUUAAUAAUCGUGUUUGAAUACUAAAAUGCGGCUUCUCUCGGACGCUACUUUCGUUUCAGUGUCCGAUAUGUCACUGAUAGUCACAUGAUACAGAUGUUUUUGAAUCGUGGUAAUUCUGCUUAUUCUAAAUUUCUACAGAAAGUCUUCUGUUAAUUCUUUCUGUCUCGUGUGAUUAUCACGUGACCUGAUUAUGUGAAGAACAAGAGUAGAAAAUUUUAUUUUUGUUCUCUUUAUCAUUGUUGCUUUUUGUUCUUUAUAAUAUUUAUUAUUGGAUAGAUUUUUGUUUAUUUUUUUCUAACCUUUAGCAGAGUUUUUAUUAUGAACCAAUUAGAAGAUGUCGUAGUUUCGUAUGUAUUUUUAUUGGCUGGAUCGCUGUACCGUGAGCUUGAGACUCGGGGAAUAAGCCUUCGGCCAAUCUGUUUUUAGAUGCUUAUAUUGUAUACGAAAGCGGUAUUAUUCGCGAUUAGGCUGA
Molecule: messenger RNA, 1325 nt
Organism: Hydractinia symbiolongicarpus
Lineage: Eukaryota; Metazoa; Cnidaria; Hydrozoa; Anthoathecata; Hydractiniidae
Product: ras-related protein Rap1-like
Exons: 7
Coding region: 159-752 (197 amino acids)
Biological process (GO): Ras protein signal transduction
Cellular component (GO): plasma membrane
Molecular function (GO): GDP binding; GTPase activity; GTP binding
Source: RefSeq, a predicted model, not a curated record